Alligator sinensis (Chinese alligator) is the source of this 1785-nucleotide messenger RNA. It is a transcript of the gene FLAD1, whose product is annotated as flavin adenine dinucleotide synthetase 1. NCBI's taxonomy places the organism in Eukaryota, Metazoa, Chordata, Crocodylia, Alligatoridae. Gene Ontology annotation, biological process: FAD biosynthetic process. The transcript is spliced from 7 exons. Gene Ontology annotation, molecular function: FMN adenylyltransferase activity. The annotation marks the transcript as partial. The record is from RefSeq and is a predicted model, not a curated record.
CCCCGGAGUCCAGGCCAGCCCCGGGUCUGUCCCCAGGUCCUGGCAUGUAAGUGCUUCAACCUCCUGCUUCCCCAGGGACACACCCAGGACACAAACUCCUUCUUCAUGUGCAAGAAGCUGCGCUCGCUGGGGGUGAAGGUGGAGCGGAUCUCAGUGGUCCCUGACGACGUGGAUGCCAUUGCGGGCGAGAUCACCUCCUUCGCCGCCAGGUUCACCUACGUCCUGACCUCGGGGGGCAUCGGUCCCACUCACGAUGACGUCACCUUUGAGGCAGUGGCCCAGGCCUUUGGGGAGCGGGUUGUCCCCCACCCGCAUCUGGUGGCCCUGGUGCACAAGUUUUUUGGCAAGACUGACCCUGAGUGCCCUGAGAUGAAGCUGGCUUGUGUGCCCGAAUCCUCGCAACUGAACUAUGGCACAGACCAGCGCACGGGUGCCGCUGCCAAAUACCCACUGGUCAGUGUGCGCAAUGUCUACCUCUUCCCAGGCAUACCAGCACUGAUGGAGCGGGCGCUGGAGGGGCUCAAUCACCUCUUCCACAAUGAGCAAACCCGCUUCUACUCUCGGGAGAUCUAUGUGGGGGCCGACGAGACCUGCAUCGCAGCCGUGCUCAGCCAGGCGCAGGCCAGCUUUGGGAAUCUCACUAGCUUGGGCUCCUACCCAGACUGGGCCAGCAAUUACUACCGUGUGAAGCUGACCCUGGACUCAGAGUCGGAGCAGCACCUGGAGGAAGCCUACCGCUUCCUGAUGGAGCGGCUGCCCGCUGGCACUGUGGUGCCCCUGGUCACGGACCCUGUGGCGCAGGCGGCCGUGGUGGUGUACGCUCUGGCUGAGUCCGGUUCUGCCCUGGGCCAGAAGGUGGCGGCAGCGCUGCAGACCAUUGAGGAGGCCCUGGACCGCUUCGGUCUGGACAGGGUCUGCGCUGGCUUCAAUGGGGGCAAGGACUGCACAGCCCUGCUGCACCUGUUCCAUGCUGUCACGCAGAGGCGAUACCCAGGGCAUGUGGAACAGCUACAGGUGCUCUACAUCCGUAUCCCGUCCCCCUUCCCUGAGAUGGAGCAGUUCAUCCAGGCCACCACCCACAGGUACAACCUCCGGCUGCACAUGCUGCAAGGCGACAUCCGGCAGGCCCUGGCUGAGCUGCGGGUGCAGCACCCUAAGCUGGAGGCUGUGCUGAUGGGCACGCGCCGUACUGACCCCUACUCCUGCACGCUGACACCCAUGUGCAUGACUGACCCCGGCUGGCCCCCGUACAUGCGGGUGAACCCCCUGCUGGACUGGACGUACCGGGACAUCUGGGAGUUCCUGCGCACACUCUUCAUCCCCUAUUGCAUCCUCUAUGAUAAGGGCUACACCUCUCUGGGAAGCAUGAGCAACACACAGAAGAACCCGGCGCUGCGCUGCACUAAUGCCCUGGGCAGGGAGAGCUACCGCCCAGCCUACCUGCUGGAGAACGAGGAGGAUGAGCGCACCUCCCGCCAGUGACAGGCGCAGGUGCUGGGCCCCCUCCUGCCUCUGCUGUGCGCCAGCCCCUUGGGGCAUGGCCUUAUCCUGGCACUGCAGCUGCUGCCCCAUCUAGGCCCUGCAAGGAGCAGGAGCAUGGCUCUGGCACCGGGCAGGGUGCACAGUCCCCUGUGGCACUGGCUUCAGGUGCCCCAGGUGCUGUCCCUGAGCAGAAGGGUGGAGCCGGCAGGAAGCCUGGCGUGGACCCCCAGCACGGCAGUGUCCCAAUGGGGUGGAAAGACUUGGCGUGUGGCCCCAGCUCCCCAAUAAAAUGCCCUGACUGAC